AUGGUCAGUAAUUUCCACAUCAGUUUACGAGGUACUGACUUUACAACUUCCUUCAAAUCAGUUAGAGAAUUCAUGGACAAACUUGUCCAAUGUGGGCGAGCAGAGAUCACAUCACAAGGUGAUUAUUUUGUUGACAGAAACCCUACAGUUUUCCAUCAUGUUUUGGAUUAUGCGGCUGGAAGAAAAUUUCAUCUUCCCAAAGGAAUUUGCGCCAUCGAGGCUAGAGAAGAAAUGGAGUUCUGGAUGAUUCCCAUUGAGGCCAUUCCAGUGUGCUGUUUUGAAGUAUUGUACAAUGACAAUUUGUCUAGCUAUGAAGCAAUUGAAAAAAUGGAGAAACGUCUGAUGCAUGGCGUUUGUCCGACGAAUGAAGAGAAAACGAUCUCUGGAAGUAAAUUUCAAAACUUAAGAGAGACUCUCAACAGAUCUACAGUGGAUCCUUGUUCGAGUCUGCAUGGGAAGAUAUGGUUGACCUUUGUGGCUGCUGUUACAAUCCUAGCGAUUAUCUGCUUUAUUUUGAAUACAGACAAAGACUACCGAGAGGAGAGAGAGAGCAUUCCAGCAAUACCAGACAAUGCUACAUAUAACCUUGUCUACAGUAACCCCAAACUCUCCAUGCUGAUUACAAAGAAAAUUCCUACUUGGCGUGUCGUCCUGGAGAGUAUUUCUAAUGUGUUUCUCCUAUUGGAUCUGAUUUUACGAUUUAUCAUCACACAUCAAAAGAAAACAUUCAUCUUCGUUCCUUCCAACUUUUUAGAGUUUAUUGCAAUUACGAUUUCAUUUUUCGUUAUAUAUAUGGAUAGAAAUCCUGAAAUGAUUGUUCAAAACAGUUGGUUAGAUAAACUCAUAAUAGUUGUCGGAUGCCUAUACUCUCUAAGAGUUUUCAAACUAUUACGCCUAGCAGAAACAACUGGUGAAAUGAAGAUUUUAAAAUUAUGUUUCCAAAACAGUUUGAGAUUAAUAGUACUUCUUUUGAUGAUAUUUACAAUUUUCUCAGUAAUUUUUGGAUCAGGAAUGUUCUGGGCCGAGUUUGAAAAUUCAGAAACUUUUCCCAACAUGUUCGUCAGUAUUUGGUGGGCCGUUGUUACCAUAACAACCGUUGGAUACGGGGAUCACUAUCCAAAGGCUCCCUUUGGGUACUUUAUGGCCUCUCUGACAGCGGUUAUCGGCUUAUUAUUAAUAGCAAUGCCCAUUGCAUCCUUAUCCUCCAGCUUCAAUACUUAUUACAGCUGUUACACGUAUAAAAAGAAAUAUUCUGAUGCUAAGAAGAAAUCCAGAGAAGAUAUUUCUGAAAACACUGUUGAUAAGUGUUAA
Saccostrea echinata is the source of this 1311-nucleotide messenger RNA. RefSeq names its product potassium voltage-gated channel protein egl-36-like. The coding region runs from base 1 to 1311 and encodes 436 amino acids. Gene Ontology annotation, molecular function: voltage-gated potassium channel activity. The record is from RefSeq and is a predicted model, not a curated record. NCBI's taxonomy places the organism in Eukaryota, Metazoa, Mollusca, Bivalvia, Ostreida, Ostreidae. Gene Ontology annotation, biological process: potassium ion transmembrane transport; protein homooligomerization. Gene Ontology annotation, cellular component: voltage-gated potassium channel complex; membrane. The transcript has 2 exons.